AUGACACAUUUAAUAGAUUUAUUCAAACCAAUGAUUCCAUCAUUAUUAAACAAUUUACAUAAAGGUCAAUCAGGAAGAAUAGCAAUUAUGGGUGGAAGUAAAGAAUAUACAGGGGCACCAUUUUUUUCGGGUAUUUCCUCAUUAAAGAUUGGUUCUGAUAUUUGCCACAUAUUUGCACCAACAGAAGGUGGUACAGCCACAGCUUUAAAAACAAUGUCACCAGAUUUAAUAGUUCAUCCAAUUGAAAAAAAUGAUCCAUCUGAUAUUAUUCCAUGGUUAUUAAGUUUACAUGUUAUUGUUGUAGGUCCAGGUUUAGGUAGAUCAUCAGGUGCAUGGAGUUGUGCAUCAGAAGUUAUUAAAGCAGCUAGAAAUAUAAAUUUACCAAUCGUAUUAGAUGGAGAUGCAUUAAGAUUAAUUUGUGAUAAUUUAGAUAUUAUAAAAGGAUAUGAUAAAGCAAUUUUAACACCAAAUUUUGUAGAAUUUAAAAGUCUAUCAGAUAGUGUAAAGAAAAUGAUUGGUGAUACUUCAAAUAAUUUAUUAAAACCAGAACAUAUUGCAAGUUGUCUUGGUAAUAUUACAAUUGUUCAAAAAGGUAAAGAAGAUAUAAUAACAGAUGGUAAUCAAACAGUGGUUUGUGAUGAUGAAGGUAUGCCAAGAAGAUGUGGUGGUCAAGGUGAUAUUUUAGCAGGUACUGUUGGUACAAUGUAUGCUUGGUCACAACUUUACUAUAAAUAUAAUUCAAAUACGGAUGAUAAACCUGAAUAUCCAAUCUCAAUUAUAUCUGCAUAUGCUGCUUGUUCUUUAUUAAGACAUUGCUCAAAGAAAGCUUAUCAAAUUUCUAAAAGAUCAACUGUUUCAAUGGAUAUUAUAAAUCAAAUUUCAAAUGGAUUUGAAGAUUUAUUCCCUGAAUCUUCUAAAUAA
Molecule: messenger RNA, 921 nt
Organism: Dictyostelium discoideum AX4
Lineage: Eukaryota; Evosea; Eumycetozoa; Dictyosteliales; Dictyosteliaceae
Exons: 4
Coding region: 1-921 (306 amino acids)
Biological process (GO): nicotinamide nucleotide metabolic process
Molecular function (GO): ATP-dependent NAD(P)H-hydrate dehydratase activity; hydro-lyase activity
Source: RefSeq, a predicted model, not a curated record